GGCUUAGGAAGCCUCAGCUCAGUUGAUGGUUCUGAGAAGGCCAAGAGAAGAUUCCCCUUCCUCCUAAAGAAGAAAAACCCAAGUAAAACAAUGGGCAGCUUGGGAGAAGAAGACCUGAGCCAAAUGGUGAGAGACUACAUUGAAUUAGAGCCUCCCAUCUCCAUUUCCAUGGCAUCUUCAGUCCCUUCUCUUAAUCAUCAACACCAGUAUCUCAGUUUGCAGGAUAUUCUUGGGAAGUAUACGGAUGAGGAAGCUGAAAUUCAUGGGAAGGUAUUAAUGUAUGUGGCGGAAUUGGGAACUUCAAAGGAUCAAGAAAAAAAUCUCAAGAAAUUAAUGGUAAUGAAACUGAGAGCAGAUGGCUAUGAAGCUUCUCUUUGCAAAACUUCCUGGAUUUCCAAUUCUAAUCACUCAAAAGGUGUUUAUGAGUAUGUUGAUGUUAUGAUGGUGGAGAAGGAUGGGAGAGCAAAGAGGGUCAUAGUGGAUUUGGAUUUCAGGUCUCAGUUUGAAUUGCCAAGGCCUACAGCGGCAUACAAUGAGAUAAUCAACUGUCUUCCUCUCAUAUUUGUUGGGUCUGAAGAAAAACUUGGGACGAUCAUCCCUUUACUCUGUUCAGCUGCUAAAGAAUCUCUCAAGGCAAAGGGUCUCCACAUUCCUCCAUGGAGAAAAGCUGCCUACAUGCAGUCCAAAUGGCUUUCAAAAAAUUUCAAGAAAGUUAAUGUCUCUCCAGAAUUAGAAGAGGAUAGUAAGAGAGAAGAAAAGAGUGGUACUGCUUCUACAUGUUUUCCUUCCAUAUUUAGCAAGGGACAACUCCAAUUUUGCUUGAAGCCCUAGAGAGUAUGAUGGGUUCUGUUUUUAGUAGAGAGGAUUCUGGCUUUAAUCAGCCAAUUUUGUAUGAAGUUUUCACCCCCCACACUCUGUAAUCCUGGGUCAUUUUUUGUUUUUUUUGGGCAGAUCUCAGGUUUCAAUCCUGUAAUCCAUCCUUCCAUCCCUUUUUCUUGGCACAAUUGAAUAUGUUACACAAUGUGGUUUUAGCAAAGCCCUUUUGUUAAUUCUUUUUUGGGUUUUAUUAUUCUAUAAUUUAACUAAAAAACUAUAAAAUAAAAUAAAAUAAAAUCU
Molecule: messenger RNA, 1116 nt
Organism: Rubroshorea leprosula
Lineage: Eukaryota; Viridiplantae; Streptophyta; Magnoliopsida; Malvales; Dipterocarpaceae
Source: the annotation of a GenBank genome assembly